Molecule: messenger RNA, 225 nt
Organism: Letharia columbiana
Lineage: Eukaryota; Fungi; Ascomycota; Lecanoromycetes; Lecanorales; Parmeliaceae
Exons: 1
Coding region: 1-225 (74 amino acids)
Source: RefSeq, a predicted model, not a curated record
AUGAAGACACUGGAGAGCGUGAACGUGACGAGUACAGCUCAUUGUAACUAUCUAGACGCCUGGAAUGAUCUCUGGGUGGAGUACGAGAUGGCCGACGCUUUGAGCGUGGAGGUGGCGAAGAAUGGAGCAGUGGAGGAGGGGAUAGUGUCCUCGAAUGGUACCGCUCGCCUCGUGAAUGUGUUAGAGGAGGACUGUCACCUCGUCGCCACUUGCUAUUCUUUGUGA